CUUGGGGGGAUAAGCCGAUCAAACACACGCUGUAGAUCAGCUCUUCGAUGACUCUCACCAGCUUCAUAAUUAUAUUCAUCUUGAAGCUCUUUUUCGUCCAGUGUUGACCUUUCGUCCUAUUAAUCCGUCAUAUCCACAGUGUUAUUGGCGAUAGAGUUAUCGACUUUCCUCAUCGGGAUACUGACCCCUGCUGCCAAGGGCCUUAUAUGCCGAUCACUUUCACGGGAGCAUGAUAAGGUUAAUGCUUCUUCUAAAUGCCGAACUAGACUACGGAACAACGGAGCUUAGUACCAGAAAGGCAGGUCCGCCUAUUCGCAAAGUCCGAAGAUACAACCAAGCAAGCUUAUCGCGGGAUAGUAACCAGAGAGGCAGGUAAGAAAGCACAACAACAUCCAUAGCUAUGUUGGAUUCUCAAAUAUAAAAGGAUGAUGAUGGACUAUUCGAAGUAGUCUAUCAUCAACCACUCUUCACUCUUCAACUCUCUUCUCUUGGAUAUCUAUCUCUUCACUAUGGUCAAGUUCGCUUCCGUCGUUGCACUUGUUGCUCCCCUGGCUGCUGCCGCUCCUCAGGAGAUCCCCAACAUCGUUGGCGGCACUUCUGCCAGCGCUGGCGACUUUCCCUUCAUCGUGAGCAUCAGCCGCAACGGUGGCCCUUGGUGUGGAGGUUCUCUCCUCAACGCCAACACCGUCUUGACUGCUGCCCACUGCGUUUCCGGAUACGCUCAGAGCGGUUUCCAGAUUCGUGCUGGCAGUCUGUCUCGCACUUCUGGUGGUGUUACCUCGUCGCUUUCCUCCGUCAGAGUUCACCCUAGCUACAGCGGAAACAACAACGAUCUUGCUAUUCUGAAGCUCUCUACUUCCAUCCCCUCCGGCGGAAACAUCGGCUAUGCUCGCCUGGCUGCUUCCGGCUCUGACCCUGUCGCUGGAUCUUCUGCCACAGUUGCUGGCUGGGGCGCUACCUCUGAGGGCGGUAGCUCUACUCCCGUCAACCUUCUGAAGGUUACUGUCCCUAUCGUCUCUCGUGCUACCUGCCGAGCUCAGUACGGCACCUCUGCCAUCACCAACCAGAUGUUCUGUGCUGGUGUUUCUUCCGGUGGCAAGGACUCUUGCCAGGGUGACAGUGGCGGCCCCAUCGUCGACAGCUCCAACACUCUUAUCGGUGCUGUCUCUUGGGGUAACGGAUGUGCCCGACCCAACUACUCUGGUGUCUAUGCCAGCGUUGGUGCUCUCCGCUCUUUCAUUGACACCUACGCUUAAAUACCUUGUUUAAGUGCCGAGAUGUUCUUUGGAUAUUCUCUAGCUUGAGCCCUGGAUACGAAACCUGUUUGAGAAAUAGGUUUCAGCGAGUUAAGAAGAUAUGAGUUGGUUUCAGUUGGAUCUUAGUCCUGGUUGCUCGUAAUACAGCAAUCUAGAUAGCCCAAAUUGAAUAUGAAAUUUGAUGGAAAUAUUCAUUUCGAUAGAAGCAACGUGAAAUGUCUAGUAGGACAAAAAGUAAAUCAAUGCUGUUAUGUUCCCCGACCUACCUACCUUGAUGUCAGUCUGCGA
Fusarium odoratissimum NRRL 54006 is the source of this 1544-nucleotide messenger RNA. RefSeq names its product trypsin. The record is from RefSeq and is a predicted model, not a curated record. Gene Ontology annotation, molecular function: serine-type endopeptidase activity. The transcript has 3 exons. The coding region runs from base 510 to 1256 and encodes 248 amino acids. NCBI's taxonomy places the organism in Eukaryota, Fungi, Ascomycota, Sordariomycetes, Hypocreales, Nectriaceae. Gene Ontology annotation, biological process: proteolysis.